GGGCUGUAAUCUGAGAGGAGCUGGUGUAUUAUUAACAGGACUCCUCGCGCACCGCUGCAGCCAUCCACAUGUUGCGUUUGCGGCACCAACUAAAGUCGGAAGUUGAAUGGUUUCCACUCAGAAGCCAGCUUUUACUCUAAAAGCAUCGUGGAGCCUGCCAGGCACCACAGGAGGAGUAUACUUCUACCACUUUUUACACCACUUUGGCUGGCUUGAGCACGUCGAGGACUGCCACAUGAAAGUAAACUGGGCAGCUGUUUCAAAUGUUUCCCUGCCGACUGAAGUAGUCACAAAAACGGACCCUUGUGUGUGGUGUGAAGUGGUCGUGUGAGUGCUUUUGGACAACAUGAUGGCUUUUCUGCACUUGCUACUGUGUGCGGGGAUGUUACCGAUGUAUGGAGCCUACUAUAGCGGACCUUUACAGCCAGAGAUGUCUAACGGCACCUUUCACCACUACUUCGUGCCGGACGGCGACUACGAGGAGAACGACGACCCGGAGAAAUGUCAACUGCUUUUCAGAAUGACCGACGAGCGAAAGUGCGGUCCAGACGAGGACCAGGACUCGGUCAUCCGGGACGAUUUCACAAUCAUCAAGCGGCAGAUUGAGGACUCUGCCCGGGUGUUGGAGGGGAUAGGCAGAAGCAUCUCAUACGACUUGGACGGAGAGGAUAGCUACGGGAAGUACCUGCGGAGAGAAACCACGCAGAUCAGCGAGGCGUUCACAAACUCGGAGAAAUCUCUGCUGGAGCUGGAGGUGAAGUUCAAGCAGAGCCAAGAGAGCGAGCUGAAAGAGGAGCACCGGCUCAGCGACGACUUCCUCAACAUGAUAGUCAACACUCGGGACGCCCUCAAGGAGACUUUGGACAUUUCUUUGGGCCUGAAGGACAAACAUGAGCUGCUCUCCCUCAUCAUCCGCAGCCACGGUACACGGCUCAGUAGACUGAAGAAUGAAUACAUGAAAUACUGACUACUAAGUAAUCCCUACCUUCUACUUGGUUUAUUUAGUUACUUAGUUACUUUUCUGAGCGUUAAUAGGGGUUGUAAAUCAAUCCAUCACUCACACACCAUUAUGACCACAACGCCCAAGUGCCCUCUACAAAGGUAUGAGGCUCAGUUUUGACAAUGUCUAUAUUAUGGUAUGGUUUAUUUGUUUCAAACAUGGCAAACAAGUAACAUUCAGGAACAUCACAUGGCUACACUUACACAAUUCCGCAUGAAAAGUAGUAGGAAGAAGCAGAUCUUAUUUAAUCCUGCCCCUUUCUACAUAUCUGUUAUUGAUAAAUUAUUCCCACCAUAUCUUUUACAUGCGUAUAUUUAACUUCCUGUGUAAAGUGUCACCGUUUUCUAAUUAAAGAGAAAAGAAUAGAGCAUGUUCAGUAAUGAAUAGAUAGCUUAUGCACGCAUUAAAUCAUACUGAGAGUUGCCUCUAUAUUGAUAUAUAUCUAUAUAUCUUAUGUGACUAAACGCAGUAAACACAAUGCAAUGAGUCUCUUAUGAGCUUCAAAUGGACCCGGGCCGCACUUUGGACACCUUACAGGUGCGUCUAGGUGCUUUUUUUUCAGUAAAUUGUAGUUUUACUCACCUUAUGUGUCAGGUUUGAAACAGCUUACUUCCUCACAAAGUUCAUAUAAGUUUCAUAUAAGAUUUUUUUUUAUUAUUCUAUGGAUGUUGUGCACUUUACAUUAUCAUCAUAUAGAACUGAUGCAAACUUCCACAAUAUCAAUGCUGUCAUAAUUAUAAUAACCCAAAAUAUGUUUAAAAUAAUUGAAAGUCUGCUUGUUCCUGUUAAAUUCAAGACUAUUUAGCAGCAACGGUACCUGACUUUCAUUACAUAUGUGGAUAUGCACCAUGUUCAAAUGGAAUCAUAAACUGCAAUGUGUUUGGAUUAUGGAAGAAAUAGUAUAAUGUUUCAAAAAAAUAUCAAACUUAAAGAAGUAUUAGGCAGUUUGAGGGACAACCCCCCACCCUCCACUCCAUCGCUCUUGAUCAGUUGAGGAAAUGGCUGCAAAUUCGGCAAUAGAUAUGUAAGUUUAACAAAACAUAACAAAGCACAAAGGACAUAUGUGUUUUUCACACUUUGUAUUUUGAAAUGCAUGGAUAACAUUGCCAUAGUAAUGUUUGGCCCUCUUGGCCACAUCAGUACACCAAAACUACACAUUUUCUUGUUGGAUUGUCUUUUUUAAGGUCAGUGUGUUCAGUAUUGUUUGUAUUCCUGUUAAACUGCCGCUUCUUGAAGUAUGGUCACAGAGUAACACCAAAAUGUGCUGGACUCAGUGAUCCUAAAACGUUACUCACUGGAGGACGUAUUUUCAGGAACACAAGGUAAACAGAUGGGAAGAAUAAAUUCUUAUCUUCUGACAUUCGGGGUGAAUGUUUCCAGGGUAUGACGGGAUGUUUACAUGCAGUAUUGAUACAGUUGUUGUUUUGCUUCAUCGGCCAGCAGAUGCUGCACGGUUCUUUACUGUUCUGGUGCUAAAUGUUUAGCUCAAAGUGCUAGGCCGACAGAGGCAAUACAAAAUGCACAGUGUAUUUUUGCAAGUACUACGUAAAUACUGUGAGUGCCAGUAAAUAUAUUACAGAA
Dunckerocampus dactyliophorus (ringed pipefish) is the source of this 2581-nucleotide messenger RNA. It is a transcript of the gene fibinb, whose product is annotated as fin bud initiation factor b. The coding region runs from base 347 to 967 and encodes 206 amino acids. The record is from RefSeq and is a predicted model, not a curated record. The transcript has a single exon. Lineage: Eukaryota; Metazoa; Chordata; Actinopteri; Syngnathiformes; Syngnathidae.